Ailuropoda melanoleuca (giant panda) is the source of this 3982-nucleotide messenger RNA. RefSeq names its product growth factor independent 1 transcriptional repressor (gene GFI1). Gene Ontology annotation, biological process: regulation of transcription by RNA polymerase II. Gene Ontology annotation, molecular function: RNA polymerase II cis-regulatory region sequence-specific DNA binding; DNA-binding transcription factor activity, RNA polymerase II-specific. Lineage: Eukaryota; Metazoa; Chordata; Mammalia; Carnivora; Ursidae. The record is from RefSeq and is a predicted model, not a curated record.
CCCCCUGGUGGGGGCGGCCGCGGGGACUAACGGAGCACCGUCACUGCGGGGGCGACCAGAGGGCGCUGCCGGGUUCCCCCCUUCCCGCUGCUGGCCACUGUGCGGGAGCCCCGAGAACCCUAUCCGCAAGGGAUUUUGGCUCAGGGGAGCAGGAUUCAUCCGGGAAGGAAACAUCUGGUGGGGAGGCGGUGGCAGCUGGGCUCAGGAGGCUGCCCCUCGGCGCCUCCACUCCCGCCUUCCCGGGCCCAGACGGUGAAGAGAGGCCCCGGCCCGCGUGCGCUCGGGGGCCGCCCCGCCCUCCCGCCGCCAGCUGCUGCGCGAGGUAGCCUUCCCACGCGCUCAGCCCUCGUCCCUACCACCCCCCAACCCAGUCCGCUCUCCCAGGAUCGGGCCGGGCCAGCCAGCAGGAGAGAGAGGUGCGGGGCUUGGCCUGGGUGGAGAGGACGCCUCGGUGCCCGCCUGAUCCCGCGCGGUCCCAGCCAGCACAAGCUCAGCGCCCGCGCGGACAGUUCCCCCUCUGUCCCCACCUCCGCCCGACUUCGCGCCGACGCAGACCCAAGCCUCAGCAGGGCCCUCGAGACCGCUUCACCCCGUUUUCUUUUACCUCUGAGUUUCAUGGCUGUCUAAGGAAUUCGUUUUUGCGUUUGUGGUGUCUAAUUAUACGGCCAAGUGGCGGCUCACGCAGAGGCCCAGGGAAAACUGUAGUGGCAGAACUGAGUCCUGGGGCAGCCCCGGCACCUCCAAGCCUCCGACCUUAGGGGCGGACUCAGACGGGGCAGGUGGCACCCUCACUCUUAGAGGCCUUCUGGCUUUUAAGACUCCGGAAAGGUCUUUUGGGAUUCUGCUCGAUGCAUGUCCUGGCCGUCUUUUCUCCCGAGCCUGUCGCCGCUCCACCCCCAGGGAGGGGGACACAGUGGGACGUGGAAUGCCCUCUAGGGAAAGAGUUCCUGAGAACUCGUUUAGAGCUCGGAGCGCCAACGGGCAGUCAGUGUCCUGCAUCCUGCCCUAAGGGCCGCUCAACUCGGAAUCUGGCAGCCUAAGCCUCGCGAAGGCCAAGGACGAGGGGGUCUUGCUCCGGCCCGUGGUCCCUCAGCACCCUUGUUUCAGUACUAGACAAGACCAUGGAGAGCUGCUGUGCCCGAAGAGCCUGCAGCUCCCGUGUGAACCCGGCCUCCAUCGAGAGGAAGGUCUCCGCCUGGCUGGGGCUGAGCAAGCACUCGGGGUGACAGUGGGCUGACUGCGGCUCCAGGGAGCGGAGUGGGGAGCGCGCCCGACCACCAUGCCGCGUUCGUUCCUUGUCAAGAGCAAGAAGGCUCACAGUUACCACCAGCCGCGCUCCCCGGGGCCCGACUAUUCCCUCCGCCUGGAGAAUGUCCUAGCGCCAGGCGGAGCAGACAGCACCUCGAGCACAGGCGGGGCUAAGACGGAGCUCCGGGGUCGUCUGUCCCCCGAGUCACAGUUGACCGAGGCCCCCGAGAGAUCCUCCGCAUCCCCGGGCAGCUGUGAGGGCAGCGUCUGCGACCGGAGCUCAGAGUUUGAGGACUUCUGGAGGCCUCCGUCGCCCUCUGUGUCUCCAGCCUCGGAGAAGUCCGCGUGCCCGUCGCUGGACGAAGCCCAGCCCUUCCCCCUGCCCUUCAAACCUUACUCUUGGAGCGGCCUGGCGGGUUCUGACCUGCGGCACUUGGUGCACAGCUACCCGCCGUGCGCGGCCCUGGAGCGCGGCUCCGGCCUGGGCCUCUUCUGCGAGCGCGCCCCGGAGCCGGGCCACCCCGCGGCGCUCUACGGCCCUGAGCGCUACGGCGAUUUCGGGCCCGCGGCGGCAGGGUUGUACGAGCGGCCGACGGCGGCGGCGGGAGGGCUGUACUCGGAGCGCGGCCAUGGGCUGCACGCGGACAAAGGCGCUGGCGUCAAGGUGGAGUCGGAGCUGCUGUGCACCCGCCUGCUGCUGGGCGGCGGCUCCUACAAGUGCAUCAAGUGUCCUCAGGUGUUCUCCACGCCGCACGGGCUCGAGGUGCACGUGCGCAGGUCCCACAGCGGCACGAGACCCUUUGCGUGCGAGAUGUGCGGCAAGACCUUCGGGCACGCGGUGAGCCUGGAGCAGCAUAAAGCCGUGCACUCGCAGGAACGAAGCUUCGACUGCAAGAUCUGUGGCAAGAGCUUCAAGAGGUCAUCUACUCUGUCCACACACUUGCUCAUCCACUCAGACACCCGGCCCUACCCUUGUCAGUACUGUGGCAAGAGGUUCCACCAGAAGUCAGACAUGAAGAAACACACCUUCAUCCACACUGGUGAGAAGCCCCACAAGUGCCAGGUGUGUGGGAAGGCAUUCAGCCAGAGCUCCAACCUCAUCACCCACAGCCGCAAGCACACAGGCUUCAAACCCUUUGGCUGCGACCUGUGUGGGAAGGGCUUCCAGAGGAAGGUGGACCUCAGGCGGCACCGGGAGACCCAGCAUGGGCUCAAAUGAGAGCCCUGGCAGGCUGCAAGCAGCAGUUACACAACACUAGGGAGGGCAGCCUCCCCAUUUGCCACCAUCCAUGUCUGACUUCUCAGGCCCUCCAGGCCAGUCCGAAGCUCCCAGCGGGGUGAGCUCCUUCACCUUACUUCCUGGAAUGGCAAGAAGGGAUAAGUUACCUUUUCAGAGUUCAGCCCAGAAUGGGAACCAAACGACUCACUGGGCUUUGGACAUGCCGAAUAGUCUCCUCAACACCUGAAGACUGGAAGUCAAGAGGGGAUCCGCUAAAAUCUCGGGCCCUGCAGUUCUUCCCAUUCCCAGCCCGGCUCCACAGACAGGAAAGUCCUUCAGGUUUUUCCCCUCUUCUUGCCCCACCCCAGAUCCUGGGGUGGGAGAGGAGGGGGCCACCAUUUACAUUUCAUUAUCUAGAAUGAAAAAUGAGUGUUACUUAUUAUCUUUCUUUCUGGGGAGUCUGUCAACCCCUUCUAUUGGGUGCUGCCUAUAAAUCUUGGAGGAAUCAAUUCUCCCACUCGAAGACUGGUUCAGAAACUGAUUUGGGGAAAGAGUUUCAUACUUUUGAAAUUACAAUAUAUGCUGUCCAUCCUGCUCCAAGCAGGAGCGGAAGAAACGUGGACUUGGUGGUGAGAGGAGAGGAGAGUCCUCCCUGCAGGAGGCUUGUAAAGCCUCCGUCAGAGGAGGGAAGGCACAGAGCAGCACCUCUGGACAACACACCCUCCCCUCACUCAGCAGACAUUUAUUGACCACCAGGUCCCGGGCCUGUGCUAGGUACUGGGGAGCCAGAGAGUAAAGUCACGGCCCGUGCCCCUGCCCUUCAAAAGCUAACAGUUGCACUUCCAAGUGGCAGGAUCUGUUUUUUUUCCCUCCUAAGGAAUUCAGAGAAGACAAAACAAAAUCUUGACCCUUCUUUCUGACACGUUUGGAUUUUAUCAAGCAUAAACAAACAGAAAAAUAGCUGAACAGAUACUUCCAAGAUCCAUGUGUCUAUUCAGUUUUUUAUUGUUAAGCUGGUAUUUUUAAGAUGUCUAAGCUAGCAGGCAUGUGGAGUGGCCCUCCAUGUGCGUUAUGAAGAAAAAAGUGGUGUUUCACUUUGAUGAGGUUUGUAAAUGUUUUUAGAUCUUCUGGAGUGCAUUGUGUUUGUUAAUACGUAUUUAUUAGAGUGAUGUGUUAAGUUAAUAAAGUGUUAAGACUCUGACCUAUUGCUUUUCAUUUAGGCAGGGAAUUUGGGAAAGACCUUUGUUUUAGUCCAUAGCAGGAGUUGGCACUGAAAGAAACUACAGUGCGGUAUUAAAAGUAAAGCAGACAAGCCAAUAUCCAGAAGAGAGUAAAACCCAAUUGCUCGGAUUUUCAUUUGCUUUUUCCUUCUACACCUCAGAGAUCAUUCUUUCUUAACAGAAAAACUAGGUAUACAAAACUAAGCUCCUACUUUAUAAAGUCCCAGUGGUUCCAUACGUACGUACAUACUUCUGAAGACUUCAGGGUUGUUUUUGCUGGUUGGUGGGUGGGUGG